This is a messenger RNA of Vigna umbellata (rice bean), 1356 nucleotides long. The record is from RefSeq and is a predicted model, not a curated record. Lineage: Eukaryota; Viridiplantae; Streptophyta; Magnoliopsida; Fabales; Fabaceae.
AAUGUGAUAAAAAUUGAAAUGUGAUGAUGUAUGCGUUAAUAUUGUAUUUAACAUUUAUGAAUAAAAGAUUAAAACUACAUUGUAUUUAACAUCUUCUCUGUCUUGCAGUAUUAGUUUCUCUUUCUAACUAUUGAUCACCUCUCAUUAAUUCCCUUCCAUGGUAACGCCUCCUCAUCAAACAAACUACCACGGAAGUACGAUGUGCUCAUCAACUUCACUGGAGAAGACAUCAACAGAAAAUUUGUUUCUCAUCUCAAUUAUGCCCUCUCUACUAUUGGUCUCACCACUUUCCUUCACUACAACAAUGCAGUGAAGUCAUCUCACAUCCAAGAACCUAUUCUCAGCCACUGUCGAGUAGCCAUUGUUGUUUUCACCCAAACCUAUUCUCAAUCUGCUUGGUGUGUUCAUCAGCUUCAACAAAUCAUCAAAUGGCACCAAACUUAUUGCCGACAUGUUCUGCCCGUAUAUUAUGAAAUCCAUCCAUCUGAUGUACGUCUUCAAAAGGGUUACUUUGGAAAAGCCUUGAAGGCAACUGCUGAACAAACAUUUUCAGGACAAGAACUGGAGGAUGGAAUGUCCAGGUGGAGCCAUGCACUCACCAAAGCUGCAAAUUUCUUUGGAUGGGCUGAGAGCAAUCACUGGAGUGAUGCUGAAUUAGUGGACAAAAUUGUUAAGAGCGUUGUUAAUUUACCGGUCUUGUCUGCUACUGAAUUUCCAGUAGAAAUAUUACAAUCCCGCGUGGAUGCUAUGUUUCUAACUAUCAAAAAUAAAUCCACUCGUGAAGUUUGUAUGAUAGAGAUAUGGGGAGACCAAGGACAUGGUAAAACAACUCUUCCCAAUGCGAUCUACAAUCAAAUUCAUUGUACAUUCAAGGAGAAAAGUUUCAUUGAAAAUAUUUUACAAGUUAGCGGAAUAAGAGGGUAUCUUCCUUUACUGGAAGAACUUUAUGAAUCGGGAAGAAUCAUUGAUUGGAAAGAAAGUAUGAUUCGGGAAACACUUUCUGGGAAAAGGGUGCUCAUUGUACUUGAUGAUGUGCCUUACAAUUAUGAACUUUUAGCACUAUGGACUUAUAAUCAUUAUUGGUUCAGUGAAGGAACUGUAAUAAUCAUUACAACAAGCGAUGAAGACCUACUGAUUUGCCAGCGGACAGAUUCUUUAUUUUGGAUAGAGCGAAGGAAAGGAGAGAGGUCCCUGGUUUAUAGUUGGCCAUUUAGAUCUUGCACACAAUCAUACGAAAGCCCAUACAAAAUCCCAUACGGAAGCCCAUACCAAAGCCUCGCACACAUAGAUCUCGACACAACAUACGUACAUCUCCACACUUUGUUAAUCCAUGACUUCUUCUAUAACUGCUAUUGA